This is a messenger RNA of Blumeria graminis f. sp. triticale, 939 nucleotides long. Lineage: Eukaryota; Fungi; Ascomycota; Leotiomycetes; Helotiales; Erysiphaceae. The record is from the annotation of a GenBank genome assembly.
AUGAACUGCAUAAUCGCAGUCCUCCUACUAACAGCACGGGACUCCAUGAUCACAGAUCGCUUGAUCAUCAUGAGCAGCUUCGACCCCGACUUUUAUGGUAUCUACGAUCCUCCGUAUAGAAAUAGAUUUCCACCACCCGCACUAGGCUCAGAUAUUUUUAUGAGCGAUAGCACAAUCACUAGUGAUGGCACAUAUAAUGUCUAUUACUGCUCUCCCACCUUGGAAAAAGAUCGUAUAAUAAACAUAAUUACCCAUGGACUAAAUCCCAUUUCGUAUGACGAUAUAAAUUACUUUGGCCAAGACGAGAAUUCAAUAAACAGCUGCAAGGCCUCUAUAACCGCUGAAUUCGAAAAAUAUCCGCAGAAUAAUAUAUUUUUCAUUGACUCAAUUUUGGAUAUGAAAUCGUGCACUUUAUCGAAUAUAGUUUACCUUGCUCAUAUAGGCUGGCUUUCAAUACUGGACCAUCAUAACUUCAAUUUAAAGGUCUCAUCUAACCCGAUAUAUCGCGUAAAAUUGCACAAAGAUUUAAAGAUAGUAGACAUGCUCUCGUCUAAUGAGAUUUUCAUGGUAUAUGAGCAUCAUAAGCAGUACAUUCUCGCCUGGAGUCUUGGUCAUUUGAGGGUUUUUUUCAUUGGAAUGAAUGUACGUGAAUGGAUCUUAGAUUCAAGAAUCGGGAACGAGAAUAUCAAUGUGAAAUCUGUAUGUUAUGUUCUAGGUGAGUAUAAUCUGCAGAUAUUGCCCACGAGGCAGCAUAGUGGUCACAGUUCCUUAUCCAAACACCGGGCAAGCCCACUAUCCUCGCGACUCGCAGGAUUCUUUGGUAAUUCGAAAAAUGCCAUCCAACGAAUAAAAGCGAAAUUAUCACCAUACAAACUUCCCACUAGGACCUUGGGUAGAAAUCAGGAUGCUGUCACGGCACGGCAUUCUGCUCCGCCAUGA